This is a messenger RNA of Bipolaris maydis ATCC 48331, 2345 nucleotides long. RefSeq lists its product as uncharacterized. The record is from RefSeq and is a predicted model, not a curated record. Lineage: Eukaryota; Fungi; Ascomycota; Dothideomycetes; Pleosporales; Pleosporaceae.
GAACUCCAUAACCUAUUCAGCGCCCCUCAUUUUCUUGUCAAGUUUUCAAUUUCUCAAGACUGCAGUAAUGUCGUCAAAUGCGCCUGCAAACCUCCGCAGAGUCGUCGUCGAGGGUCUGCAAAAGAUCAAGGAUGUCGAGCAAGAUGAAUGGGCUGUCACUAUAGACCAAGACUCCGGGUUGUACACCGUCUCUAUGACAUUGGAUGAAGACGAGCUGAUGUGGCUCGGACUUUGGGACAAAUUUGAAGAGUUCGGCUUCGCGACACCUAACGUGAUGAUGAAUGGCGGUACCAAGUAUCAAAAAUCGACACCGGAAUUUCUAGUGAAGGAGCACAACGAAGUCCUUGUGGUAGCAGACGAUCAAGCUUCGACUCCCACCACGAUAAAGAUCAAUGAAACCCUGAUAUCACACGCAAACUCACACCAUGUUCCACCCCUCGAAUUCAGAAUCGAUGAACUGAGUAUUUCCCGGCGUGUAUUACGAGACAACCGUGGAUUUUGCGUAACAUUUGAACGAACUGUACGCAUGCCUGACGAUAACAAACUACACCACCUCCCCUCUUCAUUAGGGCGGUAUGAGCUCUUCAGUGUAGACGCUUACUCAAAGCGUCUACCGCAAAACGUCAGAGAAGCAGGUGGUGUCUUCUUUUCAAUGUGGCAGAGAGAAGCCAUGUGGCUCAACUUCCAGCAAGGCUCUCACAAAUACGCAGUACGGGUCUUCGUCGGCCAUGUAAAUGCCAUAACUGGGAAAGAGAUGCACAGGGGACCAAAUGAGAAAGAUGAGAGCAAGUUGCAGGACUAUGUCGUCAUACCUGGACAACAAUGGCUGGAUGGUAUUUGUGUAGCUCCGGGUAUUGUUCGUCAGUUCGUUGCCAUGCCAUUGGGUUCUGGGUACACUGUUGAAGGCCAGAAAACUUCCGAAGAAAAGCAUGGAGGACUGCAGCUCGAAGUCACGCCUGAAAUGAUACAAGGUGAACGAUUGUGGUCAUACGCAAAACGACAUUACAUCACAUUCAGAGGUGGUUACAACUACGGUAGCGAUGGGCUAAAAGAGUCCUACACCCCUCGUGAACUUGGUUGCAAAAUCGGGGACGUCCUGAGAUCAUAUCCGAGUGAUAAAACCUACCGAACGCCUUUCCGAAUUCGAGAUUUGAUAACGUCAGAGGUGGAAGAAACGAGCGAGAACAAGUUUCUCCAAAAUACCGAUCCAUCUUCGGCGGCUCUUGUUAAACUCAAAGCUGAUGGCCGUUUCAUGUCUAUACCUACCCCCAUGCCAAUGUUGACGCGCCCUUCAGUCUCAUUCCAAGCAUUUAAAUCAGGGCCAUAUCAGGGAUUGGGUGCUCCGCCCACGCACAGUUACCCAGAGCCCCCCUCGAGGUUAUCGCCCCAAAUCGACUUGCAAGUACCCAUGCGAGCAAGCCCUUCUGCAAGGCACAUAAGGGAUAGUAUAAGAUCUGAUUUUCAGUCCCUCGGAGAUGUAGACAAAGGCAUCACAAUGCAUGCUAAGACAGAGAGCGAAGGCAGAAAAGGUUUGAUGGAGCUUACCGAAACCCAAGUCAAAAACAUCAAGACCAUGGGCUUAGCCGCUGGAGGAAAGUUAAUCCAAGAUAUAUACAAAGACACAAAUCCCGCCACAACAUGGAACCACGCCGCAGCACGCAUCAUCCACGUGCACAUGCUUGAUCCAGAGAGCUGCGAAAAAGUCACACACAUUGUUCCUCGGCCUCCACCCAUGGACGUGAAGAGGUACGCCAAGACUGGCGGUCAGUUCUGGGUUGUCGAAGAGAAAGUCGAUGAGCGACUUGAUGGCGGAGACUUCAACAACGUCAAGAGUGUCAGCCAGAUGGACAAACACGUGGGUAUAACCACAGAACCUGAAUUCAACCCGGUAAGACCAAAGAUGUGUACAACGUGUGAGAUGCGACUGUGUGAUUGCAUCGUACGCCCCUGCGCCCACCAAUUCUGCAAUACGUGCAUCAAAGCAAUAGAAGAAGGCAGCGCUACCGAAUCUGAUUCCCAACAAGCAGCUCCGUGGAAAUGUCCCACUUGCAGCACCCCCGUCUCCCACGUCGCCGGUUUCUCCGCACCCAUGAACCUACCAGGCGAGGAACCCAUGCCCCGCACAAAGGUCUUUGUGAAUGUCCUCAAGGUCGAAGACGGGAGAGCGAGAUUCACCACCGUGCAGAAGUCCAGGGUCUAAACGUCUAAACCCUUCAUCGUAGUCAAUCUCGGUACCAGGGGUCAAGAGAUGCCGAGCAUGGAGAAGAAGGAGCAGGAAGCAUACCAAUGAGAAAAAUCAGCCGUUUGUCAUAAUUCUAUUUCUUAAUGCAACACUAUAUCGAUCG